AUGUGCACACUGAAGGCAGGUCUGAGCUUCAUCUGCCCCUACUGGGGUCGUUUUUUAUUAACCAUCCCACAGAUCCGGCCACAGGUCAUGUCCGUGAGACCCUUCAGCCCGGAGGCCGCCCGGAGGAUCGUGCAGAACCUCCAGCAGCCGGCCGUUUUCCCGAACAUGACCCGGGACUGGCCGGCUCUGCGCUGGACCGCGGAGCACCUGUCGGCCCGCCUGGGUCCCAGACCGGUGCGAUUCAGGCUGGGCAGAAAGCAGGAGAACAACACUCCUCUGUUUGAGACCCAGUGUUCUUACGUGGAGGCCGAGGUUUCUCAGUUUCUGAGCUGGACUCGGGGUCAGACCGAGGGGGGGCCUUUCUCCGAAUACCCCCCCUCUGAGUAUUGGGCUUACGCCGACUACAAAUACAUCGCCCAACUGUUCCAGGACCAGCCUUCCAUGUUUGAGGAUGUGAGGUGGUCGGAGUUCGGUUUUGAGGGGCGUAACGGGAGGGAGAGCACCCUGUGGAUGGGCACCCAGGGGGCCAACACGCCCUGCCACAUGGACUCCUACGGGUGCAACCUCGUGCUGCAGGUUCAAGGCCGGAAGCGCUGGCACCUGUUCCCCCCGGGGGAUGCGUCCGGCCUGUACCCGACCCGGAUCCCCUACGAGGAGUCCAGCGUGUUCAGCCGCGUGGACGUUCUCCGCCCGGAUAUCAGCCGGUUCCCCGCCUUCCAGAGGGCCAACGCCCACCUGGUCACGCUGCAGCCGGGCCAGGUUCUGUUUGUCCCCAGACACUGGUGGCACUACGUGGAGUCUGUGGACCCCGUCACGGUCAGCAUCAACUCCUGGAUUGAGCUGGAGGCCGAUGGCGUGGAGCGGGUGAAGGAGGCCGUUACCAGGACGAUCGUCUGCGCCAUUAAAGGCGCGGCGAGCGCCGAGAACACCGACGUCUGGCUGAACCCCACCGAGGCCCCGGCCAACAUGAAGUCCGUCCUGCAGGCCGGUUGGCUGCUCACCGUCGCCUUUGGGAACGUCAUCGUGCUGAUCGUGGCCGAGGGGGCGGGGCUAGAGCAGCUGAGCCAGAGGCAGAAGUUCUUCUCCAUCUUCUACAUGUCCAUCAACGCCGGCAGCCUCCUGUCCACCCUCAUCACGCCCAUUCUGAGAGAGCCCGGUGGUCACAUGACCAUACCUGGUCGGGUGACUCUACCUGGUCAGGUGACUCUACCUGGUCAGGUGACUCUACCUGGUCAGGUGACCAUACCUGGUCAGGUGACUCUACCUGGUCAGGUGACCAUACCUGGUCAGGUGACCAUACCUGGUCGGGUGAUUCUACCUGACCAGGUAAACAUAGUGGUGAAUCUACCUGGUCAGGUGACUCUACCUGGUCAGGUGACCAUACCUGGUUGGGUGACUCUACCUGACCGGGUAAACAUAGUGGUGAAUCUACCUGGUCAGGUGACCCUACCUGGUCAGGUGACUAUACCUGGUCAGGUGACCAUUACUGGUCAGAUGACCCUACCUAGUCAGGUGACCAUACCUGGUCAGGUGACUAACUGGUCAGAUGACCCUACCUAG
Messenger RNA from Menidia menidia (Atlantic silverside), 1560 nucleotides. The record is from the annotation of a GenBank genome assembly. Lineage: Eukaryota; Metazoa; Chordata; Actinopteri; Atheriniformes; Atherinopsidae.